Molecule: messenger RNA, 2845 nt
Organism: Candoia aspera
Lineage: Eukaryota; Metazoa; Chordata; Lepidosauria; Squamata; Candoiidae
Exons: 13
Coding region: 207-2138 (643 amino acids)
Molecular function (GO): calcium ion binding
Source: RefSeq, a predicted model, not a curated record
CGGGCUCUGCGCUGGGGAACGCUGCCAGGAGUCGACUAACUUUGGGGGAUCUCUAGCCACGCGUUGGAUCUCCUCCGUGACCACAAUGGUCUAGGACACACCCACACCCACAAUGCCACUUAGAAAUGGUGAAUGGUGCGGAACCCAGAACUGGAACGAGAAUCUUUGGAACUGUUUGAAAUGAAACGGACCUUUGUCGUUCUCGGAUGCUGGCCCCGGGCGCCUGUGCAUUCCAACCCGAUGCAGGUGGAGAUUGGCUUGCCUUCCUAGGCGACAGGAUGUGGGGUCUCCGUGAAAAAGAGGCUUCAGUGAAAAUGCAGGCCAGCUUCCUGUCUCCUCCUCUGCUCUUCAUCGUUCUGUCCAUCCUGCGGGGUGAAAGCAUGAUCAAUGAUCCGUACAAACCGGAAUGCGUACGCCGGAAAAUCCACUGCCACCCAAAAGCGAUCUGUCAACUUGACGGGCUGUCCUCCGAGUUUUACUGCCGUUGCCUGCCGGGCUACAACGGAGAUGGGAUCAACCUUUGCCGAGCCCCCGUGUUCCGCGUCACCGUUCCCGAUGCUUCCGUUUGCAAUGAGUUGGGUGAUCAGGUGUGUCUUCUCCACGUGAAGGAGCCGAGCGUCACUUUCCACGUCUCCGUCUCGGCUUCCACCACCCGCCGUUUGCCCCCCGUGAGGUGGUACAAGUUCUAUACUGGUCAAAGCCCGCAGUUCCACAGCUAUCGACAGCGGUUGGGAUCUGUUGAAAACAGGAGUCUGAGGAUAAUGGUGGGCAGCCACGGGCACGUCCUGACACUCCUAUCAAUACAGGACGACGAUUUUUACCCCAACCUUUUCUGGGCAGAAGUGAGACUCCACGCCCUGAUCCCCAAAGCCGUUGAAGUCGAAGCUUAUGAUUUAACCCGCUUUCAAACGUUAAAUCCUUCCGGCCUGCGGUUCUAUUUUGCCCUCGAGGGGGCAUCAGUAGAGGUUGGACCCUUUUUGGAAGGAGAUACAGCGGUCCUCCGGUUACCCGAAUACUUGGACCUCUCGCCUUCCAGUUUCGUUCGGUGGAUCAAGGAACCACGCCCGCUGACGUUGCUGGACAGCCAAGCCAUGGUCCUCGCCAACGACGUAGAGGAGAUUGAGAUCAGCGGUUUAACGGAGUCCGGUUUCGGCUACGUCCGAGCCUUGGUCUAUGACUUCAGCACUGAGGUUCCCGGACGCGUCUUGGUGGCCGAGAGGCUGUUCUUUAUAAAGAAAGAUGUCAGCAAAACUUGCGAUGGAAGCCGAGACGAAAAGAAUUGCCACUGUAACCCAGGAUUCGAAGGAGGUGGUGUGCAUUGUGUUGACAUAAAUGAGUGUGAGAGAAAAACAGCUGUGAAGUGCCUGGCCGAGGCAGAGUGCGUCAACACGUACGGAUCGUAUUUCUGCCGCUGUCCCAAGGGCUUAGAAGGAGAUGGUCUACUCAGCUGCAUCGACGUCGAUGAAUGUGUGAGAGGCGCUCACAGCUGCAACCAAGACGCUCUCUGUUUGAACACUCUGGGUUCCUACAUCUGUGCCUGCCAAAGUGGGUUUGUCGGUGAUGGCUCGCACUGUGAAGCCAAAAGCACCUGGUCCCCGUGGUCCCCGUGGUCCCUCUGCUCCAUCACUUGUGGCUUCCAGAACCAGAUGCGGAUCCGUCAGUGCACCCACGUGGAAAGCGGGAUGCGAUGCCCAGGCCCUUCGGCUGACCUCAAGCGGUGCCCUCACCUGCAGCCCUGCCCCACUGAUGGUGGCUGGUCGGUCUGGUCCCCUUGGUCGGUGUGCUUGGAGACGUGUGUCGGGAUCAAGAAACGGGUCCGGCUGUGUGACAGCCCUGCUCCUUCCAGGGGAGGUCUGCCUUGCAAAGGAGAGAAGGAACAGCUCGGUUUAUGCCACGAAAGCCAGUGUGCCGUUGACGGAGCCUGGUCUCCCUGGGCAUCGUGGACCCCCUGCCCUGUCUCCUGCGGACUCGGAGUUGUGCGGCGGUCACGGCGGUGCAACAACCCUUCCCCAAAACACGGAGGAAGGAACUGUAGUGGCCAUGGCUACGAAGAAGGCACCUGUGGUUUUCCGGAGGCCCUCUGCAAAUUUCUAGCGAAACCUUCUGAAUCCAUCGUCCCCGGGAAGCUGAUUCAGUAAGAACAUCGGGAGCCAAACCGAAGUGUGAACGUUUUGACCAGUCGGUCCAGAAACGCAAAUAGCAUCUGCCGCCUUGUGGGACACGCUCCUGCCCUUGAGGAUCGCCGAAAGAUUCUCAAGGCCCUAGAACAGGUUUGCAGAAGACUGGGGUGCAAAAAAACCUCUUCGGAAGACACCUCCUUUUAAUUGUCUUUCAUUGCACAGAUCCACUCCCGGAGCAGGGAGGGAGCAUUUUGCUGGAAUGGGCCUCCCCCACCCCACCCCAGAUACCACGCGUGGCAAACGUGUUACGGAUUUUGCCAAGCACGGAAUAUUUCGGUUUGAAACGAUGAGGGGUUUCCCAAGAGGAUAGGGCCUGUCGUUGUUAGGGAAGCAGUCGAAGGCUGAGAAAAGGAUGGCAGAAAUCUUCAGGAUGCCCCCCCCAGCGGGGGGCAGCAAAAGGUAGAAACUUGAUGAAGACUAUGAUUAAAAUGCAAUGGCCAUCGGAUCACUUUCUCCUCCAUUAUUGGUGAGUGGCUCUUCCUAGUUUCAUACAAGUUUGUUUUGUAGGCUGAGCUGUUUCCAAGGCAGGUGUUGUUUUCAGUUCUGCUUCCAGUACAAAUGACUCCUGCAGGUUGAAAGCUAGCUCCUCAGGGUGUAGUGAGAACCUGUCGCCUUGAUACCAAUUUUUUUUUCCUCUCUCGGGGUGAAAUAAUUCCUUCCAUCAA